UGGUUGGCAGAUCUUUUGGAUGUAACAUUAUUGGAACAUUUAGACUCUCCUCGGGAAAAGCCACCAUGAAUUCGGUAGCUGGGAAUAAAGAGAGGCUUGCGGUCUCCAACCGGGGCAAGAAAUACGGGGUGAAUGAGGUCUGCUCGCCCACCAAGCCGGCGGCUCCCUUCUCCCCUGAGAGCUGGUACAGGAAAGCGUACGAGGAAUCGCGCGCUGGGAGCCGGCCUACCCCCGAGGGCGCAGGCUCGGCGCUGGGCUCGUCGGGGACCCCGUCCCCCGGCUCGGGCACCUCGUCCCCGAGCUCCUUCACCGGAUCCCCGGGUCCCGCCUCUCCGGGCAUCGGCACCAGCUCGCCGGGCUCCCUGGGCGGCUCGCCGGGCUUCGGCACCGGCUCCCCGGGCUCUGGCAGCGGCGGCGGCUCCUCCCCCGGCUCGGACCGCGGCGUCUGGUGCGAGAACUGCAACGCCCGCCUGGUGGAGCUGAAGAGGCAGGCUCUCAAGCUGCUCCUCCCGGGGCCCUUCCCGGGCAAGGAUCCUGCUUUCUCAGCUGUGAUUCAUGACAAGCUCCAGGUCCCCAAUACCAUCCGGAAGGCUUGGAAUGACCGAGACAACCGCUGUGACAUUUGUGCCACACACCUGAACCAGCUGAAGCAGGAGGCCAUCCAGAUGGUGCUGACUUUGGAGCAGGCAGCUGGCAGUGAGCACUAUGAUGCCUCACCUGGAUCACCACCACCGCUCUCCAAUGCCUCCACUCUGGUGGGGUCACGGCAUGGGGGUGGGCUCCAGCAGCCCAGGGAUUGGGCCUUUGUGCCUGCCCCAUAUGCCACCUCCAACUAUACAGGCCUUGUCAACAAGCACAGCAGCAAGCCCAAUAGCCUUGGGGUCAGCAAUGGGGCAGAAAAGAAGAGUGGAUCCCCCACCCAUCAGGCCAAGGUCAGCCUCCAGAUGGCCACAAGUCCCAGCAAUGGGAACAUCCUUAACUCGGUGGCCAUUCAGGCUCAUCAAUACCUGGAUGGCACCUGGUCCCUUUCAAGAACCAAUGGAGUCACCCUGUACCCUUACCAGAUCUCCCAGCUGAUGACAGAGACAAGCCGGGAGGGCCUGACAGAAGCAGCUCUGAACCGCUACAAUGCAGACAAGCCAGCGGCCUGCAGCGUCCCCGCCUCACAGGGCUCCUGUGUGGCCAGUGAGACUUCCACAGGCACCUCGGUGGCUGCUUCCUUCUUUGCAAGAGCUGCUCAGAAGUUAAAUCUGUCUUCCAAAAAGAAGAAACAUCGACCUUCUACUUCUUCUGUUGCUGAGACACCUCUCUUUGCCACCAGCUUCAGUGGGAUUCUGCAGACCUCCCCUCCCCCAGCCCCACCCUGUCUGCUGAGGGCUGUCAACAAGGUGAAGGACACUCCGGGCCUGGGCAAGGUGAAAGUCAUGCUUCGUAUUUGUUCUACGUUGGCUCGUGAUACCUCAGAAUCCAGCUCUUUCUUAAAGGUGGACCCUCGGAAGAAGCAGAUCACUUUGUAUGAUCCCUUGACUUGUGGAGGUCAAAAUGCCUUCCAAAAGAGAAGCAACCAGGUCCCUCCUAAGAUGUUUGCCUUUGAUGCAGUUUUUCCACAAGAUGCUUCACAAGCUGAAGUGUGUGCUGGAACCGUGGCAGAGGUGAUCCAGUCUGUGGUCAACGGGGCGGAUGGCUGCGUGUUCUGUUUUGGCCACGCCAAGUUGGGAAAAUCCUAUACCAUGAUUGGGAAGGAUGAUUCCAUGCAGAACCUUGGCAUCAUUCCCUGUGCCAUCUCUUGGCUCUUUAAGCUCAUCAAUGAACGGAAAGAAAAGACGGGAGCCCGUUUCUCUGUUCGGAUCUCAGCCGUAGAGGUGUGGGGGAAAGAAGAGAACCUGCGGGACCUUCUAUCUGAGGUGGCCACUGGCAGCCUGCAGGAUGGCCAGUCCCCGGGCGUGUACCUCUGCGAAGACCCCAUCUGUGGCACACAGCUGCAGAACCAGAGUGAGCUGCGGGCCCCCACUGCAGAGAAGGCGGCUUUCUUCCUGGACGCUGCCAUUGCUUCCCGUCGGAGCAAUCAGCAGGACUGCGAUGAAGAUGACCACCGCAACUCCCACAUGCUCUUCACCCUGCACAUCUACCAGUACCGGAUGGAGAAGAGCGGGAAAGGUGGAAUGUCUGGAGGUCGUAGUCGCCUGCAUCUCAUUGAUCUUGGCAGCUGUGUGAAAGCUCUUAGCAAAAAUCGAGAAGGAGGUUCAGGGCUGUGCCUCUCAUUGUCUGCACUGGGCAAUGUCAUCCUCGCUCUCGUCAAUGGCAGCAAACACAUCCCAUACAAAGAGAGCAAGCUCACCAUGCUGCUUCGGGAGUCUCUGGGGAACAUGAACUGUCGCACCACCAUGAUCGCUCACAUCUCUGCUGCAGCUGGGAACUAUGCAGAAACCCUGUCUACCAUCCAGAUUGCAUCAAGGGUCUUGAGGAUGAAGAAGAAAAAGACGAAGUACACGUCGAGCUCCUCUGGUGGAGAAAGCUCCUGUGAGGAAGGCAGAAUGCGCAGGCCCACCCAGCUGAGACCCUUCCAUACCAGAGCCACGGUGGACCCCGACUUCCCCAUUGCGCACCUGUCCAGUGAUCCUGACUACUCCUCCAGCAGCGAGCAGUCUUGUGACACUGUCAUUUACAUCGGGCCUAAUGGCACAGCCCUCUCCGACAAGGAGCUCACCGACAAUGAGGGCCCCCCAGACUUUGUUCCCAUUGUGCCUGCCCUGCAGAAGACCAGAGGUGACAGCCGGCCCACAGAGGCAGGAGAGGCUGCAGCCAGCAAAUCAGAAAGGGACUGCUUGAAGUGUAACACAUUUGCUGAGCUGCAAGAGAGACUAGACUGCAUUGAUGGCAGCGAGGAGCCCAGUAAGUUUCCUUUCGAAGAGCUGCCUGUACAGUUUGGGGCAGAGCAAGCGAGUAAAUGCCCCUCGUUAAGCCAAGUGGCUGGGGCAAACUCACUUUCUGAGUCCGAUAAGGAAGACAACGGGUCAGAUGGCCAGCUGACUGAUCGGGAAGGCACAGACAACCUGGCCUGUAAGAUGCAAAGGAAUCACUCCCCUGUGCCUGCCACAGCACGCAGCAGCAGCCCCACCCCAGCCUCACCCCGAAGCAUCCCAGGCAGCAGCAGCCAGAUGGUGCAGAGCCCCAGCCUCCAGAGCAGCCGGGAGAGCCUGAACUCCUGUGGCUUCGUGGAGGGCAAGCCCAGGCCCAUGGGCUCCCCCCGGCUGGGCAUUGCCAGCCUGUCCAAGACCUCUGAGUACAAACCCCCCAGCUCUCCUUCCCAGAGAUGCAAAGUCUACACCCAGAAGGGGGUCCUUCCAACUUCUGCCCCACUGCCACCCUUGAGCAAGGAUUCUGGCAUGGUCUCUAGCGAGUCCCUGCUGCAGCCUGAGGUACGUACCCCUCCAGUUGGAAUGAGCCCCCAGGUUUUGAAGAAAUCUAUGUCUGCUGGAAGUGAGGGGUUCCCAGAAACCCCUGUUGAGGAUGAGCAUCAGGCAGCAUCUCCCCCAGACUCCAAGAAGGAGAUCCUGAGCACCACAAUGGUGACCGUGCAGCAGCCAUUGGAGCUGAACGGGGAGGACGAGCUGGUGUUCACGCUGGUGGAGGAGCUGACCAUCAGUGGGGUCCUGGACAGUGGCCGCCCCACCAGCAUCAUCAGCUUCAAUAGCGACUGCUCUGUGCAGGCCUUAGCCUCAGGCUCCCGGCCUGUCAGCAUCAUCAGCAGCAUCAGCGAGGAUCUGGAGGGCUACUCCAGCAUGGCUCCUGUCUCUGAGGUGAGCAUCACACAGUUCUUGCCCCUUCCAAAGCUGAACCUGGAUGGGAAGCCCCGGGAAACAGGCAGCAGGCGUUCCUCCAUCAGCUCCUGGCUUAGCGAGAUGAGUGCAGGAAGUGACGGAGAGCAAUCAUGUCACAGUUUCAUAGCCCAGACAUGUUUUGGGCAUGGGGAGGCCAUGGCAGAACCUCCAGCCUCGGAGUUUGUUAGCAGCAUCCAGAACACUGCUGUGGUGUGCAGAGAGAAGCCCAAGGCAGGCUCUGAUAACCUGCUCAUCUUGUCUGAGGUCGGGGAAGACUCUUUCAACAAAGCCACCCCCAUCAAAAGCUGCAAAAUAUCCACACUGGGCAAGGCCAUGGUCACCAUCUCCAAUACAACCAACCUGAGCAAUUGCGAAGGGUACAUCCCCAUGAAGACCAACAUCACAGUUUACCCCUGCAUUGCCAUGAGCCCUCGGAACGUACAAGAGCCUGAGGCUUCUACUGCCAUCUCCAAAACAGCUGCCAGAGCAGCCUCGUCCCAGGAGAGUAAAGAAACCAGUGCAAAGAAAGAGAUGAAAUUUGAGGACCCCUGGCUAAAACGAGAAGAGGAAGUGAAAAAAGAGAAUGCUUUUCCCAGUGAAGAAGGGAUUAGGUAUGAGACUGCCACAGGCCCUACUAAGCCUGAGACCAGACCAGAGCAAGAACAGGACAGGAAGCCCAGCCCGGGCGACAGGCUCAGCAGCAGCAGUGGAGAGGUAUCUGCCUCCCCAGUGACUGACAACUUCAAGAGGGUUGUGGAUGGCUGUGAAAUGGCUCUGCCUGGUUUGGUGGCCCAGAGCCCAAUGCAUUCCAGCAAAAGCCUGAAAUCUAGCAGCCUUCCUAGAGCAUUUCAGAAAGCCAGCAGACACGAGGAGCUGGACAGCCUCUUCUACCACUGCAGUGCCGACACCAAUGGCCUGGGGACAGCAUCAGGUACCCAGGCCUCUAAGGCAACCCUGGAGCGCAAGGUGGCUUCACCCAAGCAUUGUGUCCUUGCCCGGCCUAAAGGGACUCCCCCUCUGCCCCCUGUCCGCAAGUCCAGCUUGGACCAGAAGAACCGGGCCAGCCCCCAGCACAGUGCCAGCAGCAGCAGCACCAGCAGCCCCUUGAACCAGCCAGCUACCUUCUUGGCCAGCUUCCCUGAUGAGCCCAGCAGCAAGGUGAAGGACGCCAGUAGCAGCAGCAAGCUCUUCAGCGCCAAGCUGGAGCAGCUGGCCAGCAGGACCAACUCUCUUGGCAGAACAACAGUCAGCCACUACGAAUGCUUGUCGCUGGAGAGGGCCGAGAGCCUGUCCUCCAUGAGCUCGCGACUGCACGCUGGCAAAGACAGCACCAUGCCCCGAGCUGGCAGGAGCCUGGGCCGCAGCAGCGCAGGGGCCUCACCACCCGGCUGCAGCGCCACCCCGUCAGCAGGGGCGUCGCCCAAGGCCAGCCAGUCCAAGAUUUCAGCCGUGAGCAAGCUCCUCCUGGCCAGCCCCAAAGCCCGCAGCCUGUCCACCCCCACCACCAAAACCCUCAGCUUCUCCACCAAGUCGCUGCCUCAGUCAGUGGGCCAGAGCUCCAACGUGCCCCCCAGCGGGAAGCACAUGUCCUGGUCCACCCAGUCGCUCAGCAGGAACCGAAGCUCUGGAUUGGCUUCCAAACUGCCGCUGAGAGCAGUCAAUGGGCGCAUCUCCGAGCUGCUGCAGGGGAACGGGGGUGCCCGGGGUUUGCAGGUGCGGGCUGGACCCGAGGCGGAGGAGCGCAGUGGGGCCCCCGCGGAGGACAAGCCUGCAGCAGCGCACCUGCUGCCCUCGCCCUACAGCAAGAUCACCCCACCGCGGAAGCCACACCGGUGCAGCAGCGGGCAUGGCAGCGACAACAGCAGCGUGCUGAGCGGGGAGCUCCCGCCGGCCAUGGGGAAGACUGCCCUCUUCUACCACAGUGGUGGCAGCAGCGGCUAUGAGAGCAUGAUGAGGGACAGCGAGGCCACCGGCAGCGCGUCCUCGGCCCAGGACUCCAUGAGCGAGAACAGCAGCUCUGUGGGCGGCAGGUGUCGGAGCCUGAAAACCCCAAAGAAACGGUCCAAUUCAGGUUCUCAGAGACGGAGGCUUAUCCCAGCAUUGUCCCUCGAUACCUCCUCCCCUGUGAGAAAACCCACCACCAGCACAGGGGUCCGCUGGGUGGAUGGCCCCUUGCGGAGCACCCAGAGGGGCCUCGGGGAACCCUUUGAGAUCAAGGUCUAUGAAAUCGACGAUGUGGAGCGCCUGCAGCGGCGACGUGGUGGCGCCAGCAAAGAGGUCAUGUGCUUUAACGCAAAACUGAAAAUUCUGGAGCAUCGCCAGCAGAGGAUCGCAGAGGUCAGAGCCAAGUACGAGUGGCUGAUGAAGGAGCUGGAGAUGACCAAACAGUACCUGAUGCUGGACCCCAACAAGUGGCUCCGUGAAUUCGACUUGGAGCAGGUGCUGGAGCUGGAUUCCCUGGAGUACCUGGAGGCCCUGGAGUGCGUCACCGAGCGCCUGGAGAGCCGCGUCAACUUCUGCAAGGCCCAUCUCAUGAUGAUCACCUGCUUUGACAUCACCUCCAGGCGCCGAUAAGGAGCGGCAGAUCCCCGGUCCACCAGUCCCCUUACUCCCCAGGGGGACGUCACCCUCCCCCAGGCCCUCUGUGCUGGCGGCACCCCAAAGACUAUAGAAUGAGGAUGAAGGUUGGUGGCAAGUCUGGAGGCAGCGUUGAGCGGAAGGCGAGUUUUCUUUUGUUUUCUGAAGUAGGGAAGGUGCAAACCCGAACACGUGGAAGGAGAGAAUGAUGGGAAGCCCAAGGGACGUCAGAGCCCCGUGAGACUGAAAUAAAAGCACUUUGAGGAACUUAACUUGUUUGUACAUAAGAACUGCUGGCAAAGAGACCUCUCUCUUGUCGUGCUUUCGUGAGGGGGAGGGUGGACGGAGGAUUGCUGUGGAAAGCGAAAACAAAACACCCACGACAAGAUGACCCAGGAUGACGGAUUAAGUGCCUUGCAAAUCUUUAUGAUUACCCAAACAUUUGUGUUCAACUCUUCUCGUGUACAGAUGGUGCUAGUCAAGACGCAAACAACAAAACCCACAGAAGAGAAAAUCCCACGCGUUUUUGAAAUGUACUCAUGGCUCGUUUUUCUCUUGGUGUUUUAUCCUAUUUCUGACUUGCUGUUUGUAAGUAAGUUGUGUUUGUAGACCUAUUUCCUAACCAGUAUUGCAUACGAAUAAAUGUUAACUGUCUUAUAUGAUGAUUCUGGUAAGGCCACUCGAACAGAACAGAGAGACUUUCAUCCACACAAGCAAAUGUGUGUUUCCAAAAAAAAAAAAAAAGUUUUGGAAAGGCAGGUGGUGCUCAGUGCCUCCUCCCACGAGCAGCAGGUCGGCCAGCAGACCCAGAGGGCGGCUGAUCGUGGAGCAGCGUGAGUGAACUUGAGCCAUCAGGAGAGGAGACAGGGCUUGCAUCUCUAAGGGAGAAGAAGUUGUCCUUUGUGACCUGGGCCAGACUUCUCCAUGUAGGUAGGCGUUUGUUCCAUAUCCAGCCACGCAUCCUUAUCCUUUCCCCACCCAUCCAGGGUUUUUAUGAUCCUCAAAACAAGUUCAUGCUCAUUUCUAUUCCAAAGACUCUGGAUCGAAAGCUUGAAUCAAUUCAGCAGAGCCAUAUUUGUUUGUUUUUGAGUUUUGUAGAUUUAUUGAAGUGGCAGUUUGGGGGCCGGGGAGAGGGGUGGUGACUUUGAGUUGAGAGGCUUCUUCUGCUGGUACGUGCUCCAAUCACAUUGGUGUAGAACGAGAAGGAGUCUAGGGAGUACACAGCUUUUCUGUUAUCCAGAGUCCUGCCCAAGAGCAAGAAGUUCAGUUCUUCCCUGUCCCGAAGCCUACAUACAUACCACCUAGGGACUAGGCUUGUUUCCUAAAGCUUGGCACCCAAAGGCAGAGAGACGUUCCUCCUCCCUAAAUCCCAUAACUAUGGACAGGCAGAGUAGAGUUGAAUGAAUAUGAAUAUCCAGGUCUUGGCUCCCAAAACCUCAUUCUCAAAUUGCAAAAGUUCCCUUCAGGAUUAGUAUACCUGUGUUAGGGACAAAAACUUGAGGCACAGAACUGCCAAGGGCAUUGAGGUACUGAGAACUGUUCAUCUUUGCCCUCAAAUGCAGCUGAGCUUCAGAGCCUCUUUCCAGGCUAGUUGUCCCCACUAACCAAUUUCUCAGCCCAAGCUCCCCGCCAUGGAAAAUUAGCCUUUGCAUUUGUUGGUAGCCCAGCCCAGCUGUCUCACCAGCCAGCGGGGCUCAGCUAGGUUCUAAACAGGAACUGAAGUCUUAUGAGCAUCAGAGCACCUGACUUGUAACUCAUCAGAACAGGGCACAGAAGACCCAUUAGCUCUCUUGCUUUGGAAGUCAGCCCCAUGGACUGACUCCAUGGGUCACGAGUCCAGCUUUGUACACUCUGUAAAGAGUCUGCUUCUAUGCAAAUGUACCCACACAAGAUCUGCCUGAAUAUGCUAGUUGAAUGGACUAAAAUUUGGUAAAAGAGGUCAUUUUCCUCUUUGUGCAUCCUACAAGUUAAACAAGUAUGUUACCUUAGAAGUAGAGCCUCCCCUAACUCCUCAACCCAAACCCAUUUUGCAGAGUUCUGGGACUCUGAGCCCAUCUCUGGCCUCGCAGUACUUGCAUACAUUGGAUUGCUUAACAACAACAUUCCUUGGAAGCAUAUGGACCCCAGGGGAUGCCAGUGCUUUGAGUUGGUUUGUUUGUCCUUUGGUAUCCCUUUGGGUUGCUAGUUUGAAAUACACCACUUCAUGAAAAGCCUGUCUUUGAGGAAUUUUCAAAGGUGAGUAUGCCUUGUUUUUCGUUUGUGAACAAAUACAUCUGAUAAGUCAUCAGUGAGCUUGGCUUUUGCCACUGCCACAUUCUCCCUUAGCCCUGAGGUCCUCAUGCUGCGGUGACUUCCUUUAGAAGGUCACUGACAGAGCCUGGUGCCUUCACUGGAGUGAGACCAAGCAGAACAGUGAAUUCUCUCCUAGGGAGUGGCCUUCAGCUUGCUUCCUGCCUAAAUGUGUUUAUAUACAUUUUUAACAACUUCAUGAUAUAACAAAAGGUUGAUAUUACCCACAGUGAUCUUACCAAGUCAGAUUGACUUCCCAAGAGAUCCCAUCAUGGAACAUCCCCAGGAUCUCGCAGGCCAUGGUAUAGGAGAACAACUGCCUGGGAAUUGUUGUCCAUUCUCUUUCUUUUUUUUUCUUUUCUUUAUUUCUUGUCUUAUUUUACUUACUUAACUGCAAACAUUUUAUUUUGCCAAGAGUUGAUAAACCAUGUGAAGAAGUCAUGCAUUUGACAUUAUGAUGAGCUUAUUCCUGGCUCUAUGAAUUGACGAUACAGAUGAUGAUCUUUGAGCAUAAGAAAGAAGGUGCUAUAUCCAAAGCAGCCCCAGUAACCAAAGGAUGUCAUUUAGGGUCCAGAUGGGAGAUGGUUCCAGGUCUCCUUUUGGUUUUAGUGACACAGAGCCCAAGAAGGCCAAGGGAACACCCGAGAACUGAUUUCUAUUUCAUUAUACACAAAUGAAAUGUCUCUUUGAAAGUCACACUUAGAGGCAUAUACCUUACUCAAUUCCUUGUCUGAAACUUAUCCCACCAACUCCUGCUCCAAAUAGUUUAGUGUGAAGUAGAAACAUUGCCAGCAAAACAAAACUGAGAUUCAAGAAAGGGAAAUAGAGAUCAUUUCCCCUGGAGUAGAUCCACAUUGCAUUUCAGGAUGGUGUUUUAUGCUGCAAGGGAGCCAUAGUUUGCUUUAUCCUGGGCUUUCAAAUCCCGACCUGAGAGCUGGAACCUUUGAUCUUCUUGUCCUUGAAUUCCUCUUGACAUCAUGAGAAACUGUCUCUCACUUUCAUCUCUUCCAGAUCUGAAUCAGCACACUUCCCUGUUGUUUUAUCUGCAGUUACUAUUCUGAACAUGGGGAACUUCAGAUGCAAAUGCAGAGAAGAGUCUGUGAACUCAAACAAGGAUCCCAAGCAGGGAAGGGACUCCGACUGAGAUUUUUAAAAAUGUAUCUCACACACACACACACACACACACACACACACACACACACACAGCCAAAGGAGCUCAGCUAGGUUCUAAAUAGGAACUGAAGUCUUGUGAGCAUCAGAGAACCUGACUUGUAACUCAUCAAAACAGGGCACAGAAGACCCAUUAGCUCACACACACACACACACACACACACACACACACACACACAAUGGGCAUUUGGCAGGCAGGAAUUUGGCCCAGUUUGUCAUGAAGUAGCCUAAAGCUGGAAGUCUGAUCACAGACACUUAUUCCAUCCACAGGGGUAGUUCCCAAAAAAAGUCUUUUUAUACACACAUCCAAGUCUUGUGCUUGCUCUAAAGAUUUUCAUUCCAUGAUUGGAGUUGAAGGAGAAGGGAAUUUGUGCCCACUUGGGUAUGUAUCUCGUGUCCUUAUAAACUAGCCACCUUCUUUAGGCUUCAAAUUCUAACACUCAUCAUUAAUUUGGGUUCAUCCACAAGCCUUCAUCACAGAUGUGUCUAUUUGAAAUCAUCCACCUGACCUUGACUUUUUGGGAUAGAAGGCAGGUCUGGCAAGGGCCCACAAUUUGUUCAAAGCAAACACAGUUGCUGAUGUCACUGGUAACUACUGAUCUAUACUCAAGCCUUCCAAAAUAAUGAUGUAAUGAAUGUUUUUAGGUUCUUUAUUCCAACAAGAAUUUCAGCUAAAAAUUUAGAGAUUAAUUCAUUCCGAAAUCGGAUAAGAUUCAUGAAUUUAGUCGUUCUUCCCUGCUGGAACAUUAUUAGCCCACUUUUUGAGCAUAUGCAAAAAUAUCUCUUCUCUUUUCAAGGCAAUAUAUAUCUUAAACGCUGCAACCAGGCCAGUCAGAAACAGGCUGGAAGUCCUGUGUGCUAUUAGUUGUUGCUAUCUAAACCACUCCAUUCCAUUGUUCCUGGGCUCACUGCCUCUGCCUGGACAGUGUGGCCCUGCUUUCCACAAUGCAAGGGACACUCUAUAGGGCCACCACAUGUGAGACUUCCAAGCAGGGAGAAAAAGAACAGUUCAGGCUGCUUUACUCUAGGUGACAAAGCCAGGCAUUCAGCUUCACUGAAACUGCCAGUCUAAAAUUGGUUUGGCCAUGUGGUGGGAAUACAGCCGACAUUCUUUGGAUCUUAGUAUCUCUUUCUUAUCCUCCAAAAUGUGUCACAAUUUGCGGGUUAAAUCUUAUAAAUUGUGUCACUUAGCAAUCUUCCUGACAAAAUGACAUAUUUCUAAAACAAAAACUGUUUCUUAUUUCUGCAAUUAUAAAAGCAGAACUCCAAUCCAGGAGAAGCUAUUAAAACUUAAGCUUCUCAUCUCAAAAUGUAUUUUGAUUUUUGUGGGGUUUUUUUUUCAAAUUUUAAAUCCCAAGAGCGAAUUCUCCCAUCCCUAAACAAGCACAUUCUGCUUUUGGGUGGCCCUACUCAGAACCUGAGGUAUGGUCAUGACAUUGGACACAAACUAGUGCUUGAGGCAGUAUCACAUCAACAUUGCAUCUUAUUGAUAUUCUCUGAAUACAGUUGUUCCCUGUGUGUAGAGGUGACACAGAUACUGGUGCUCACACAUCUAUUUUAUGUAUCACACAGAAGUUACCUUCAAAACUGGCAGAGUCAGGCUGGGAUCAUAGCUCUGUGGUAGAGCGUUUGCGUAGCAUGUAUGAGGCACUUGGUUUGAUUCUUAGCACCAUAUAUAAGUAAAAUAAACGUCCACCUACAACUAAGAAAAAAAUCUAUUUAAAAAAGAAAACUAGCAGAGUCUUCAUCUCUAACAUCCCACAUUGUCGUACCUAAUUUAUGAAGAGUUAUGAUUUAUUUGUAAACUCAGGAUGUUGUUUUAUAACCCUGCUUGUGUUUUAGAAUUUCUUUAUGCAUCAUGGUUGGAAAUGGUCUCCCUUGCUAUGGCAUUGAAAUGUAAGCCUGGUGGAUAUGUCUGUGACCAUGUGGUUUUUUUGUGCUUUUGUUUUCGUUUUUUGUUUUUCUGCUUUUCUCCCUAGCAAAAUCUGUCAGCAGAGACGUGAGCGGGGAUCGGGGGAGAUAAAUAAAUCAAGAGAACAGGGAUUAGGGUCCAGUCCUCAGAGUACAGGGCUUAAUUCAAAAUCUCAGCUGUUUCUAUAGUAAGUAACCAAAGGGGAAAGGAUCCUUCCUUUUGACUUGGAUGAUAAUGAGCUUAGAAAUCAGCUUCCACAGGCCUGGGUGGAAGAGGAUUCAGCUUCUCUUACUGGUUCAACAUCAAAUUCCUGAGAAAAGUGCUGACAGUAUUAAGUUCCCACAUUUCCUCAAGACCCCCAUUCCACCUGCAGUACUACUGAAGGGGGCUGGGAAAGCAACGACAGGUCCUCACCUUGGAUAUAUCAGAGCAGUUUUUUUCUGGAGCAACCAAAGCACUUUAGUGAGUCUUACAACCCGUAAUAUUUAAGGCAUCUUGUCCCUUGCUGGAUCCCUGAGGGGCAGGGAAGGGCUGGGGCCAGUAGUUUCAUUUAAGAGGCAACUAAAACUAGGAGGAAAGCCUGGAGCCCCAGGAGGAGGUGACCAGGGGCCACGCCUGGUUCAUCACUAGCUAUGCAACUUGGGUGAGUUGCUUCAUUUUGCUGUGAAAGGUUGGGGUCAUCAUAGCUGUCCUUCUAGGAUCGUGUAAAGAGGGAAAACAGUGGCAAAACUGAUGGGGGAUGGGCUUUGAAGAAAUUAAAGCUCUCUUUUGGAGCUGGGGAGAAUCAUUUCUAGAUAAAGAAACUGAUGUCAAUGGUCAUCAAUUGGCCCAAGUUCACAGAACAGUUUUAUAGCAGAACUGGACAUGAGUCCAGGACUUCCUGUUAGAUGGUGUUGCACCAGGUGUGUGGACAGGAACACACAUCAGUCCUCUGUACUGCUGUGUGUGUACAUAUGUAGAUGCGUGUGUGCAGAAGGUAUGUGGCAUGGCAGAAGAGCGCAGGACAGAAAACCUGACUUCAGAUUCCAGUUUCCACAAUAGUCCCAUCUAUGUACACCUUAUCAACAUCUCUGGAACUGUUUUCUAAUUUGUAAAAUGAGGACAUUGUGCUACAUGAUCUUUGUGGUUCCUUCAAGCCCUGGUUCUAUGAUUCCAUGAUUAGUAAUGUAUGUAUGUAUAUAUAAAUAUGCUUAUCUGUAGAAAUGGACCCAUUUGAAGAUUGGAGACAAGGCCUGCCCAAGUGCAUUUAUUGUGUCGGAAACAGUGAAUUCACAAACAUGUUCAAAAAAUUCUUAUUUGAAGUCAAUGGUGGUAUUGAAUGUCAUUGUUUGAAAUUCACUGUUUGGAUAGAAGAUUGGUGCUGUUUUUAAAAUUAAGUUCUUAGCUCAUAAGUGUUUGCUGUUAAUUUUUUUAGAAAAAUAAAGCUCAUUUGUUAAGGUCAGAAAAUUAUUCAGUACUUGGGCGGGUCCCAGCAGCCUAUUUGCAGGCUGGAUUUUGUGUAUGGGCCUUUAUAUAGCUACAUAAAAAUUAGCUGUUGGCUUGGUCAUGAUAACUAUGAGCAGGCUACCUGGAGAACAGUCUGGAACAGAGUGUUACAUAGUUCUCACAAACUGGUGACAUGAAUCCAUUGAGCUGUGUGCCAUUCCUGUGUGAAGACAUUGUUUGCUGGCUACGAUCUCUGACUUUUUGUGGCAUAUGAGGUGUAAAAUGUUGUCAAAAAAGAAUCUGGUGUUUAAAAGACAAACUAUGGUGGCAUUAAAUGUUCACUUUUAUUCUA
Marmota monax (woodchuck) is the source of this 13546-nucleotide messenger RNA. It is a transcript of the gene Kif26b, whose product is annotated as kinesin family member 26B. Gene Ontology annotation, molecular function: microtubule binding; ATP binding; microtubule motor activity. The record is from RefSeq and is a predicted model, not a curated record. Gene Ontology annotation, biological process: microtubule-based movement. The coding region runs from base 66 to 6395 and encodes 2109 amino acids. The transcript has 15 exons. Lineage: Eukaryota; Metazoa; Chordata; Mammalia; Rodentia; Sciuridae.